AGGGCCGGAAGCACCGGGGCGAGCGUCUAAUCCCUAAUACCCAAUUUUGGUGGCGUGCACCUGGCAAACUGAUGAUUGUGUGGGACGUCUAAUCUCUAGUCGCUCACCCCUCUACUUUACCACAGAGCUAGAAAUCGAUUUGAGGAAAUCUGGUAUCAAUGAGCGGGCGGGGAGACAACCCCACCCCUAAUUUCCCUGUUUACGGAAGUUCUUUCCCGGCCUCCUCAGACUGGUGUCGGCUUCCUUUUUCUCCACACUUCUAGCUACCUUGUUUUUAUCGUUUUCGGCACCUGCCCUUCCCCAGCGCCCCCACCACCCCGAGCACUAUGUAUGAUCGGGCUCCCCGCCUGCUCAAAUUGGCUGAAGGUGGCAGCACUGAGGCCCAUGUGGGUCCUGGAUCCUACCAGGUACCUUUCCUGAAGCAGCAGGCGACAGGUAGUAAUGCACCAUUUCUUUCUUUGACUGCCAGAGAAAGUACUUUUACCAUUGCCUCUAGCAUUGAGAAAGCUGUUCCAGGUCCAGGACACUAUAAUGUUUCAGAAGCACAGUGUAACAUAAAAGGAGGCCAUAGUCUACAAAACCGGGAGAAACGUUUUAAGAAGUUUAUUUCAGAUAAUCCAGGACCAGCAAGCUAUGAUCAGUUUUAUCCUAGAACACAAGAUAUCAUGAACAGAAAAGUAUUAGAGACCAGAGAGCAUCUUCAGUCAAAAAUUUCAAGAUCACCUACACUUACCAGAAGUGUUGAUGUUCCUUCAAUUCCUUCUUGUGGAAAGUCAUAUGGUUAUCAUAUUAAUGAUGAUGGCAGUAUUAUAAAAUGUUUUCCACCUGCUUGUGACAGUACACUUGGUCCAGCAUACUACAAACCUCAAUUUGAUGUUUCCAAUGCAACUUUGAAAUACAAAGGUAUACAUUUUGGCAACUCUUCAGGAAGACAAGAGUUACCUAAAAAGUCAGGUCCUGGUCCAGGACAGUAUGAUAUAGUCCAGAAAAAGACAUCAUAUUAUGAAAAUGUUAACAUCAAGAGAGAUCAACAACAAAAUUAUUGUUCAUUUAUCCCACGACUAUAUGAAAUAAUAGUAUUGCAGGAGAAAAAAAAGGGAGUACCAGGGCCUGGAAAAUAUGACAUUAAAAGUCAAUUUCAGAAGAUAGAAAGUAUGACACCAAAUGCAAAUGAUGCAUCUCCUGCUUUUCUUUCUCAAUCCCAGAGAUUUUUACCUAUGAAAUCAAUCACCCCGGCUCCUGGCACAUAUAAUGAACCUCGAACUGCUCUCAAGUCUUUGAAGAAAACAUCAGGACUGAAAAAUAUUCCAUUUGGUCAAAGUGCUGUUCGAUUCACACAGGACAUCAGGACAGAGGAAAUGCCAGGUCCUGGAUUUUAUAAUGUCUUGAACAAUACUAUAAUUGCCAGUGUUAGAAAUAUCUGCUCAAAGAAACAGAAGAAAAGUGCAUUUGGUUCUUCUGUUCCUCGGACUUUCUUCUCGGUUCAGAAAGAAGCUUGUGCUACCCCUGGACCUGCUGAUUAUCAGGAAUUUUGGCAUUCACAGGGUGUGGGAAUUUCUGAUGAAUUACCUAACUUGACUAACAAAUAUGCUGCUUUCUUGUCAAGAGCCAAAAGAACUAUGAAAGUACCAGAUAUGGUUAUUCCAGCGCCAGGCAGCUAUGAUGUUCACAAAUCAUAUGAGAUGUCCCAAGUUAAGCAUAAAUAUAUGCCACCUCGUAGUUUAGUGGCUAAAAGAAAACAUGCCUCUUUUCUUAGUGCAACUCCUCGGUGCCUAGAAAAAGUGACUGAUGGGCCAGGUCCUGCAGCAUACAAUCCUGUUUUAAGGAAAUCUUGCCCCAUACCCUUAUUUGUGAAAGCAUCAAAGCGCUUUGAAGAGUCCAAAGAGAUUACUCCAGGCCCAGCAACAUAUGAGCUCAGUCCAUUUUUAAGGCAUACUGUUCUGAAGAGAACAUUUAAUGUAACUCUGCCAAAUUCUUUCUUGAUUGAUAGAGAAAUCACUCCUACUCUAGAACAAAAAGCCAAACAAAAACACCAAGGAGGCAAAAUAUAAUCUACUAAAUGAUAUAGUCCAAAGGUAAUAUCUAUUAAUAUAAACGUAAGCUGACAGUUCUCUCACAAAGAAGUACUUCCAUGUUGAUAAUGUCCUCCAUCAGCUGCUCACAGGAACAUAAUUGCUCUUCUAACAUCUAGAGAUAAAAAAUACGUUCUUAUAUAAUAUUUGUUUUUUUCAGAAAAUGUUUCCUGUUACAAAAGCAGUAUGUAUAUAUAUUCAUUGCAUUCUUUCUAAGCGUGUACUACUGAUGCAUCCAUAUAAAAUAUAAUGCUGAAUAAAGACAUCUGAUGAAAA
Molecule: messenger RNA, 2348 nt
Organism: Homo sapiens (human)
Lineage: Eukaryota; Metazoa; Chordata; Mammalia; Primates; Hominidae
Gene: STPG2
Product: sperm tail PG-rich repeat containing 2
Exons: 14
Coding region: 327-2051 (574 amino acids)
Source: RefSeq, a predicted model, not a curated record